AUGAAUGCAACCACUCUCUCGUCCAAUCGCUUGAAGCACUUUAGGAAAUCAGCACACGAGCCAGCGCCACAAUAUUCCAUCACAAUCCACAUGGUAACGUCCUUGAUGUAUGUCUCAUGGCAGUUGGUGAUAUACGGAGACCUCAAUCCUUUGAGAAACUUGAUCUCCUGGAUCAAAACAGGUAUGUCGUCCUCGGAUUUCUCCAAAUCAAUGAUCUUAACCGCAACCACUUGGGAUGUCUUGACCAAUUCUCCCUUGUACACGUCUCCGAAGUUGCCCCGUCCGAUACACUCGCCCAGACGGACCAAGUUCAUCGGGUCGUGGAGCUCCGAGUCUGGCAUGUUCGUACUACUCUUCAUCUUUUUCAGCAGAUUGAACUUGUGUUCUUUUACAGCGGGCUUUGUAGUGCCAGUCGUCAAAGAGGAUGCUGUAGGCACAGAGACACUCACAGGAGAUGACUUGGAGGCCGAUCCCUUGAGCCUGUCAAUUUUGGCUUGCCAGUACGCCAGAGCUUCGUCAGAAAGCCCAAGAACGUUCUGGGUGCUAUCACCACAUUUGGUGCCGUUCAAUAUUAAAAACUCAGCAAGGUCAAACACCUUGAUGGUCUUGUCCUUGCCUUCAAGCAAUGGAUAG
This is a messenger RNA of Ogataea philodendri, 633 nucleotides long. RefSeq lists its product as uncharacterized. The record is from RefSeq and is a predicted model, not a curated record. NCBI's taxonomy places the organism in Eukaryota, Fungi, Ascomycota, Pichiomycetes, Pichiales, Pichiaceae. The transcript is spliced from 2 exons. Bases 1 to 633 code for a protein of 210 amino acids.